Messenger RNA from Psammomys obesus (fat sand rat), 824 nucleotides. RefSeq names its product biliverdin reductase B (gene Blvrb). The coding region runs from base 111 to 731 and encodes 206 amino acids. The transcript is spliced from 5 exons. The record is from RefSeq and is a predicted model, not a curated record. NCBI's taxonomy places the organism in Eukaryota, Metazoa, Chordata, Mammalia, Rodentia, Muridae.
CCGGCCCCGCCCCUCCCUCUGAGUAGGGCACAGAACGCGCCACCUUUGCAGCCACUGGGUUCCCGCGCGUCCCCGGAGUUCUCAGCCUUCCCGACCACGGGCCCCGCAGCAUGGCUGUCAAGAAGAUCGCGAUCUUCGGUGCCACCGGAAGGACCGGGCUCACCACCCUGGCGCAGGCGGUGCAAGCAGGUUACGAGGUGACGGUGCUGGUUCGAGACCCCGGCAAGCUGCCGUCAGAGGGGCCCCAGCCAGCCCACGUGGUGGUGGGAGACGUUCGGCAGAUGGCCGAUGUGGACAAGACCGUGGCUGGGCAGGACGCCAUCGUCGUGCUGCUGGGCACUGGCAACGACCUCAGUCCCACUACAGUAAUGUCCGAGGGCGCCCGGAACAUUGUGGCAGCCAUGAAGGCGCACGGAGUGGACAAGGUCGUGGCCUGCACCUCGGCCUUCCUACUGUGGGACCCGGCCAAGGUGCCCCCUCGCCUGCAGGACGUGACGGAUGACCACAUCCGGAUGCACAAGGUGCUGCAGGAGUCAGGCCUGAAGUACGUGGCCGUGAUGCCCCCGCACAUAGGGGACCAGCCACUAACCGGGGCGUACACGGUGACCCUGGAUGGACGAGGGCCCUCGAGGGUCAUAUCCAAGCAUGACCUGGGCCACUUCAUGCUCCGCUGCCUCACCACCGAUGAGUAUGACGGGCACAGCACCUACCCCUCCCACCAGUAUGACUAGGACCCUGGCCCUGCUAGGGGUGGCACCCGAGAAAUAACACACACAGAAGCAUCAAUAAAUUUCUAGCCAAGAGCUUCGUAUUCAGGAGCCCGA